CGUUACCAACGGUCGAUGCACGAGCAGGCGGUGAAACGCGUGAUCGCCGUGGAAUGCCAGGAACCGUGCAACGAGCAAUUGGUGCCGAUCCCGCCGUACAAAUUAGCUGGUAGAACGAAUCUGUAUCCGAAGUAUUUGAGGAAUCGUUGCACGAUAAUGAGGAGAUUCUACUUACCGCAUAAGCUGCUCAGGAACAUCGUUGCUAGAGGUCAUUGCCUGAUGCCGGAGUGGAUAUGCAAUUUCAACCGUUAUCGGGAACUGGAGUACCUCGAUUUCAACAGGUUCCUGGACUUGGUGGAAGCGGAUACGAAAAAAGGCGCGCUCGCCAUCACUGGCACCUACUACGGCGACAUCGUGCGGCUGAUUUCCCAACCGCGCUACCUUCACGACGUACCCUCGCACGCCCUCGCCGAUUUUCUCAACUGCGCGAAUCAUUUACUCGGUCUUCAAGUGGUCACACGCAUGAUAAAAACCGUCGAACAUCUGCUCGAGAUGUUGAGCAACAGGAGCUCUGUGCCAUUGUUGAAACUGCGACUAAAAUGCGAGGCCAACGAGUUGUUCCUUAGCCCGACCAUUCAGGAAAUUUGUUUCUCGUUCCAUUACGUUAUCGAUCAAAUCCGUCACGUCGGCCAGCAACUGCCGUCGCUGGACUCCUGGGUCAACGCGAAGACCACUCGCGAACACGUCAAAGUCAUUCUACCGGAAUGGUACUUGGAGGAGGCUCGCAAACGGCUCGCGGUGAUUUUGAACGACACUUAUCGACCGUUGAUCGAUUACGUCGAGAAUCUGCGGGGACGGUUCCGGGUUGUCUUCGAUUCGGAAACGCAACGAGAGAUCGUCGACUAUGUUCGUUCGGGGCAAAGUUUUCAAGAGUGCGUCCAGAAGGUCGAAGGUUUCAACCAGUUCAUUCGAGAAAUUCACGGCAUGCCGGACUACGAGUACUUCUCGAUUGGGAUAAUCGAUCAAGUCGCAGCGAAGGCAGGUCUCCUCGAAUACACGAGAAACGUGAGACAAUCCAUCAUUGAGGAGCUGGUGAACAGGCAUUGGUUCUUCAACCUUGAUAUAUGCAACACAUUCGAGGCUAUAAGGGAGCGAGCACUGAAUGUGCCGAACACUACCAAGCAGCUAUUGGAGCUAGGUGACUACAUGCUAACGGCUGCGUCGACAACGAUGAGGUCGCUGGAGGAGAAGAUUACUCUGUCGUUGCGUAUGAUGGCGACACUCAUCGAGAUGACCACGUUGUCCAAAGAUCACAUGGAACUGAACAACACCACCAUACACUGGUUAAAGCGGAUCCGACCGAUAUUCGAGCAGAACAGCGCUCUCUACGAGCAAGCGAAGUUCGAGCUGGAGGAGAAGCUUCAAAGUAGAGUGGAGAUAUUGAAUAAGGACGUCGAAGACACUUUUCCUAGGUUGGAGAUACUGAAUGACAUGGACGACGCAGAUCGCAUACAGGAGUACAUCGAGUACAUGCGGAAGUUCGCGCGCGACUUGGAACGCAUGAACGAGAGGGUUAAAUGUAUCAACGACGAGGAGGCGUUGUUUAAAUAUCCGCUCUCCCAUUAUCCGCGGAUCAAAGAGCUCAAGGAGAUCAUAAUGCCGUAUUACGAUUUAAUUUAUCGCGGUUAUCAGUGGCGACGGCAUCGGGACGUCUGGCUGGACGGGCCGUUCGAGUACUUGAACUCGAACGACAUCGAGAACAAGACAACCGAGUACUUCGGGGAGUUCACGAAGAUCGGUAAACAUUACAGGACGAGGAUCAAAAUGGAGCUCGCGACUAGCUAUCCGUAUGGCUUCAUAGGCUCGCCAGACGAUCCGGACCCCUAUCAGCAACCGGCGCCUCUAAAACUUUGCCACCAACUGAUCGAGGACAUCAAAUGGUUCAAGCAAUGCCUGCCGCUCCUAGUGGUGUUCCGCAACCCCGCCCUGAAGCAGAUUCACUGGGACGACAUGUCGACGAUAGCCGGGUUCGACGUCACCCCUGACGCCGGGACAACCUUCCGGAAAAUUAUAAACAUGAACUUCCUGGACGACCUGGAGAAAUACGAAAUGAUAAGUACGAGCGCGACGAAGGAACUGAUGCUCGAGGAGUCGUUGACGAAGAUGAUGAAGGAAUGGGACGACAUUGUGUUCACCAGCGUGUCGUACAAAGACACCGGAGUGAACAUUCUAGCGCAGCUGGACGACAUCCAAGCGAUUCUGGAGGAGCACAUCGUCAAAGUCCAAGCCAUGCGAGGCUCCGCGUUCGUCAAGCUCAUCGAGGAGGAAGUGAAGAACUUCUACCAAUUGCUGCUCCGGAUACAGUCGACCAUCGACGAAUGGACCAAGGUACAAGUACAGUGGAUGUACCUGUUGCCGAUCUUCUCGAGCAAGGACAUCGUAGCACAGCUGCCGGAGGAGGAAGUGCUGUUCAGUCAAGUCGACCGGAUAUUUCGCAGCGCGAUGAACGGCGUCGCGAAGGAACCCCGAGUUCGAGAGACAGCGGGCUCCGUGGGUCUUUUAGAGAUUAUGCGGGAGGCGAACGCGUCGAUGGAGAAGGUGAACGACGGUGUUCUGAACUACCUGGAGAAGAAGAGGCUCUACUUUCCGCGAUUCUUCUUUCUGAGCAACGAGGACAUGCUCGAGAUACUGUCGGAGACAAAGGAGCCCCUGCGCGUCCAGCCUCACCUUCGGAAAUGCUUCGAGGGAAUAAACAAGUUGGGAUUCGAUCACCAGCUGGAGAUAUAUUCGAUGUUCAGCGAGGACAACGAGGAGGUGACGAUGCAGGAGAAGAUUUCAACAGCGGCGGCGAGAGGCUGCGUGGAGAGGUGGCUGGUUCAAGUCGAAGAACAAAUGGUGAAAUCCGUGAGGCACGAGAUCCUGAUGAGCUAUCGAGAUUACGAGGUGAACCAACGAGCCACGUGGGUGCUCAUCUGGCCGGGUAUGGUCGUGUUGUGCGUCGCUCAGAUCUAUUGGAGCACGGAGGUUCAGAACAGUCUGAUGACUCGCAUCCGCUCGACAACGGAAACUCUGUAUGAGAAGCUGAGGAAGCAGAUUUUUGAGAUGGUCGAUUUGAUCAGGGGUAGGGGUAAAUUGUCGAGACAGAAUCGAACGACGAUAAACGCUCUGAUCACGCUCGACGUCCACGCGAUGGACGUCGUGAAGUCCCUGAUCGACAAGAGGAUCACGGACGAGACGGACUUCGAGUGGCUGGCGCAGUUGCGUUACUACUGGGAGGACGACGUGUUCGUCAGAAUCAUAUACACAACCGUAUCCUACGCGUACGAGUACAUCGGGAACACACCUCGGCUGGUCAUUACGCCGCUGACGGACAGGUGUUACCGUACGCUGAUCGGCGCGUACUCCCUGCACCUGAACGGCGCGCCGGAAGGACCGGCGGGCACCGGUAAAACGGAAACGACGAAGGACCUGAGCAGAGCGUUGGCAGUGCAGUGCGUGGUGUUCAACUGUUCCGAGGGCCUCGACUACAAGAACAUGGGGAAGUUCUUCAAAGGCCUGGCCUCGUGCGGAGCGUGGUCCUGCUUCGACGAGUUCAAUCGCAUCGACCUGGAGGUGCUAUCCGUGGUCGCCCAACAGAUCCUCUGCAUCGUGCAGGCGGUGCGCGGCAAGCUGCAGACGUUCGUGUUCGAGGGGACGGAGUUGACCUUGAACCCCGCCGUCUACGUGUGCAUCACGAUGAACCCGGGUUACGCGGGUCGCUCGGAGCUGCCGGACAACCUGAAGGUCCUCUUCAGAACCGUCGCGAUGAUGGUGCCCGACUACGCGAUGAUCGCCGAGAUAUUCCUGUACUCGUCCGGGUUCACCACCGCUCGGGCGCUCUCCACGAAGAUCGUGACCACGUACAAGCUCUGCUCGGAGCAGCUGUCCAGCCAGUCGCACUACGACUACGGCAUGCGCGCGGUGAAGACGGUGCUGACCGCGGCGCAGAACAUCAAGCUGCAACUGCCGGACGAGGACGAGUCGGUGGUGCUGCUCAGGUCCGUGAUCGACGUGAACCUGCCGAAGUUCCUGGCCCACGACGUGCCGCUGUUCCAAGGCAUCGUCUCGGACCUGUUCCCCGGGCUGGAGCUGCCCUCGCCGAGCUACGGCGCGCUGCUGAGCGCCGUCCGCGAGGCAGCCGGCGCGCGCAGGCUGCAGCCGGUCGACGGCUUCCUGCUGAAGAUCAUACAGACGUACGAGAUGAUGAUCGUGCGCCACGGGUUCAUGCUGGUCGGCGAGCCGUUCGGCGGGAAGACCAGCGUCCUCCGCACGCUGGCGGACGCUCUGACAUUGAUGUACCGUCGCGGCGACGAGAACGGCGCCGUGACCAAGUACCAGACGAUCAACCCGAAGUCGAUCACGCUGGGCCAGUUGUACGGGUUCUUCGACCCGGUCUCCUCCGAGUGGACCGACGGCGUCUGCGCCGUCACGUUCCGCGCGUACUGCGCCGAGGACACGCCCGACAGGAAGUGGAUCGUCUUCGACGGGCCGGUGGACGCCGUGUGGAUCGAGAACCUGAACACCGUCCUCGACGACAACAAGAAGCUCUGCCUGACCUCCGGCGAGAUCAUGCAGAUGUCGGGCACCAUGUCGAUGAUCUUCGAGGCGAUGGACCUGCUGCACGCCUCGCCGGCCACGGUGUCGCGCUGCGGGAUGAUCUACUUCGAGCCCCGCGUCCUCGGCUGGAGACCCUUCGCCCGGUCCUGGCUGCACCGGCUGAACCCGGAGUGGGCGGCCGAUCACUCGAGCAACAUCGACGAGCUGUUCGAGUGGCAGAUCGACCCCUGUCUGGAGUUCAUCCGGAAGAAAUGCCGCGCGACGAUCACCGCCGGUCAGAUCCAUCGGGUGAUCACCACGACGGUGUUAUUCGAGAUGUUCAUGGAGGACGCGGUGGAGCAGAGCCCGAAGACGUUCGACCAGUUCACGCUGUUCUGGCUGCAAGCGGCGAUGGCGUCGUCCGUGGUGUGGGGCGCCGCGGGCACGCUGGACUACGACUCCCGCGACAGGUUCAACGCGUACUACACGAGCAUGUGGAAAGGCGCGCUGCCCGAGCACCCGCUGCCCGAGUUCCUGGCCGAGAGCUUGAUCUCGUUCCCGGUGGACGACACGAUCCACGACUGCUUCUACACGUUCCGCGGCAGGGGCGCGUGGCGGCGGUACGCGGACGUCGCGCGGCAAGAGGAGUUCCCGCAGACCGGCAGCAUCGUGCAGUUGAUCAUCCCGACCAGCGACACCGUCAAGUAUCAGACCCUGUUCGAGAAGCACGUGCGUCGCCGCAAGCGGUUCCUCUUGUACGGCGAGACCGGCACCGGGAAGAGCGUCUACGUGAAGGACCUGCUGAUGAAUAAGCUGAGCGAGGCCGAGUACCUCGCGAACUUCGUCACGUUCACGCCGCACACGACCGCCGCGCAGACCCAGGAGCUGGUCGUGUCGAAGCUGUACAAGAAACGGAGGAACCAGUACGGCCCGUUGCCCGGAACGCGGUGCGUGGUCUUCGUGGACGACGUGAACAUGCCGGCGAAGGAGGCGUACGGCGCGCAGCCGCCGAUCGAGCUGCUCCGGCAGUUCUUCGACCACCGGGUCUGGUUCGACCUGAAGCAACCGGAGACGAUCCACGUCCACGACACGAUGUUCGUGUGCGCGAUGGCGCCGCCCGGGGGCAGCAGGCAGGAGCUGUACCGCAGGUUCCUCAGGCACUUCAACCUCUUCGACAUCAGCGACUUCACGGAGGACACCGUCGCCCGGAUCUUCACGAACAUCGCGUUCAUCGGGCUGCAGCGGAACGGCUUCACCGCCGGCGUGAUGCCCUGGAUCCUCGAGGUCGUGCACGCGACCAUGACGAUAUUCCUGAACGCUCGCGACGAGCUGCGACCGACGCCCGCCAAGUCCCACUACCUGUUCAACCUGCGCGACUUCUCGCGCGUGAUCGUCGGCUGCGCGAUGAUCAGGGAGGAGUCCGUCGACGCCAAGUCGGUGUUCACGCGGCUCUGGGUGCACGAGGUGCUCCGGGUGUUCGGCGACCGGCUGGUGGACGACGCCGACCGGCGCUGGCUGUUCCUCAGGAUCAAGGAGGCGGUCGCCAGCAAACUCAGGGAGCAGUUCGACGCGGUGUUCGGCCACUUGCCGAGGUUCGAGGACCAGCUGACGGAGCGGAGUCUGCGUAGCUUACUAUUCGGCAGCUUCAUGGAUAUAGACGCGCCGCCGGGAGAGGACCGCCGGUACCAGGAGGUCCGGUCCAUGGACGAGUACCUCGAGGUGGCCGAGUCCUGCCUCGAGGACUACAAUCUCACGCACAGGCACAAGAUGAACAUCAUCCUGUUCCGCUACGCGCUGGAACAUCUCGCGCGGAUAUGCCGCAUCCUGGUGAUCCCCUGCGGCAGCCUGCUGAUGGUCGGCGUCGGCGGAUCCGGCAGACAGUCGUUGACCAGGUUGGCCGCCGCCAUGAUCGGCCACGGGCUGUUCCAACCGGAAAUCGGCGGCGCGUACGGCGUGCAGGAGUGGAGGGACGAUAUCAAGAAGGUGCUGAUGAACUGCGGCGCGGCCGGGAAGGACCACGUGUUCCUGCUGACCGAGGGCCAGAUCAAGGAGGAGAUCUUCCUGAACGACAUCGACAGUCUGCUGAACUCCGGCGAGGUGCCGAACAUCUUCACCGUCGAGGAGAGGCAGGAGAUCAUCGAGGCGACGCGGCUGGCCGCGCAGGGCGGCAACCGGAACCUAGACGUGUCGGUGCUGGCGGUGCUGGCGUUCUUCGUGAACCGCUGCAAGGAGAAGCUGCACCUGAUGCUGUGCUUCAGCCCGAUCGGCGACACCUUCAGAACCAGGCUGCGGCUGUACCCGAGCCUGGUGAACUGCUGCACGAUCGACUGGUUCGACGUGUGGCCGGACGACGCCCUGGAACAGGUCGCGCUCACCAGCACCCACGAGAUCAACGUCGAGGAGCAGGUGAAGGUGAACGUCGUGCUGGCUUGUAAAUUCUUCCACGUCUGCGCGAAGCAAGUCAGCGCGCAGUUCUAUAACGCAACCGGCAGACGCACUUACAUCACGACCGCAAGCUUCCUGGACCUGAUACGCACUUACGCCGAGCUAAUCGGAGAGAAGCAACGCGAGCUCACUCUCGGCAGAGAUCGGUACCUGAACGGACUGGACAAGCUGCAGUACGCGGCCGAGCAAAUCGACAAGAUGAGGGUGACGCUGUCGGCGCUGCAACCGCAGCUGGAGGCGUCCGCGAACGAGACGGUCGCGACGAUGAAGAAGAUCGAAACCGAGAACGUCAGCGUCGAGAAGGCCAGGAUUCUGGUGAAGAGGGACGAGAACAUGGCGAACGAGCAGGCGGAAGUCUCGAUGAAGCUGAAGACGGAGUGUGAGGCAGACCUGGCGGAAGCGCUGCCGGCGCUGGAAGAAGCGAUCGCGGCCUUGAACACUCUGAAACCGGCCGACAUCACGGUCGUCAGGACGAUGAGGAGUCCUCCCGCCGGGGUGAAGCUAGUGAUGGCCGCUGUCUGCGUCAUGUUGGACAUAUCACCUGCCAAGAUCGAGGAUCCGGCUACAGGCAGAAAGCUGAUGGACUAUUGGGGACCUAGCAAACGUCUGCUCGGGGACAUGCGAUUCUUGGAGACGCUGCGCCAGUACGACAAGGACAAUAUCUCGCCGCGAAUAAUACAGGAGAUCAAAACGACGUAUCUAACGGACAAAAAUUUCGAGCCGAAAGUGGUAGCGAGAGCGUCGUCCGCUGCCGAGGGGCUCUGCAAGUGGGUGAGAGCGGUGGUUCUGUACAACGACGUGGCGAGAGUGGUCGCGCCGAAGAGGGCGAAACUGGAGGCCGCGGAACAAGAAUACGAGAGCACCAUCGCGUUUCUGAACGAGAGACGCGCCAGACUCGCCGAGCUGACAGAGAAGCUGGCCGUGCUUCACGAGAAGCUGCAAGUAACCGUCGCGAAGAAAAUAGAACUCGAGAACGAGGUGACUCUGUGCCGGAAUAAGCUGAUCCGAGCGGAGAAGCUGAUCAACGGUCUGGGCGGCGAGAAGAGCCGUUGGAUGGCUUCCGCCGAGAACCUCCAAAGGUCGUACGACACGUUACCCGGCGACAUUUUGGUCUCGUGCGGCAUGAUCGCGUACAUGGGGCCGUACACGAGCAGCUAUCGCGUCGAGAGUCUAGAGAAAUGGUUCGACUACGUGAAAGCCUUGGCGAUACCGUGCACGGACAGCUACGAUUUCGUCGCCACCCUCGGCACCGAGAUCAAGAUCAACUCCUGGAACAUAUUCGGCCUGCCGCGGGACUCGUUCUCCGUGGAAAACGCGAUCAUCAUGGACAACUCGAAGAGGUGGAGCCUGUUCGUGGACCCUCAGAGUCAGGCGAACAAGUGGAUCCGCAACAUGGAGAGGCAGAACGAGCUGGAGAUCGUUAAGCUGACGGACGCGGGUUACAUAAGUAUCAUAGAGAAGGCUCUCGAGUACGGGAAACCGGUGCUGGUCGAGAACGUGCCGGAGGAACUCGCGCCGGCUCUCGACCCCGUGCUGACGAGGUCCGUCUACAAGAUGGGGAACGCGUGGUUCAUCAACCUCGGCGAGCGAGUGAUCGAGUACAGUCCGCGCUUCAGGUUCUACCUGACGACCAAGCUGCGGAAUCCACACUAUCUGCCAGAGGUGUUCAACAAGGUGACGUUGAUCAACUUCGCGUUGACGAUGGACGGCCUCGAGGACCAACUGCUGGGCAUCGUGGUGGCGAAGGAGAGGCUGGAUCUGCAGGAGAAACGGGAGUACCUGAUCGUGCAGAGCGCGGCGAACAGGCGAGCCCUGAAGCAAGUGGAGGACAACAUUCUGAAAACGCUGGCAGACUCCGGCGCGGCGAUCCUGGAGGACGAGGAGGCGAUCGAGAUCCUGGACUCCUCGAAGAUCCUCUCGACCGACAUCCUGAAAAAGCAGUCCACCGCGAGGAAGACCGAGAUACAGAUCGAGGGGUUCCGGCAGAACUACAAGCCGAUCGCGAGGCACGGCUCCGCGCUCUACUACACUAUCACCGAUCUGCCGAACAUCGAUCCCAUGUACCAAUACUCGCUGACCUGGUUCAUCAACCUGUACGUCAGCUCCAUCGACGCCGCGAACAAGAGCAAGGUCCUCGAGCGGCGACUCAUGUUCCUGCGGGAAACCUUCACGUACAAUCUGUACCGCAACGUCUGCAGAUCUCUCUUCGAGAAGGACAAGCUUUUGUACUCGUUCAUGCUGUACGCGACGAUCCUCGUGACGGCGAGCACGAUCACCAAAGAGGAGCUGAUGUUCUUCUUAUCCGGCGGCGUUGCGUUGGCCUCGGUCCCGGACAAUCCGAUGAGUUCCUGGCUGCCGGAUAAAUCCUGGGCCGAGAUCUCGCGCGUCCACGUACUGGCAAGCUUCGCCGACUUCCGGAGAAGCUUCGUUCAGAAGGGCGCCGAGUGGAAGCGAUACUACGACUCGCUGAACCCGGAAAGCUCGCCGCUGCCGAGUCCUUGGGAGGAGACACUGACGCCCUUCCAGAAACUGAUCGUGGCGAGAAUGAUUAGGACUGACAAAGUGACGAUUAUGAUUCAACAGUUUAUCCAAAGCGGAAUGGGUCUGAAGUUCGUCGUGCCGCCGCCGUUCGACAUCGCCAAGUCGUUCGCGGAUUCGAACUUCCUGAUACCGUUGAUCUUCAUCCUCUCUCCGGGCUCCGACCCGAUGGAGGCGCUCACGCAGUUCGCGGAGAGCGUGCACUUCCUGGAGAGGUUCCACUCGAUCUCGCUGGGCCAGGGUCAGGGACCGAUCGCGCAGAAGCUGAUCCAGCAAGGCCAGGCCGAUGGGGAAUGGAUAUGCUUGCAGAACUGCCACCUGGCCGCCUCCUGGAUGCCCAGUUUGGAGAGCAUCUGCGAAAACUUCGACCCCUCGAACACUCAUUCGAAUUUCCGUCUGUGGCUGACGAGCUACCCGUCCGAGCACUUCCCCAUCACGAUCCUCCAAAAUGGCGUCAAGAUGACCAACGAACCUCCCACCGGACUGCAGAACAACAUCAUGAGAUCGUACAAAGCCGAGGCAGCCAGAGAUCCGGAUUUCUUCGACGCGAAGAAGAAGAGGGCGUACGCGAAGCUGCUGUACGCGUUGUGCUUCUUCCACGCUGUGGUGCAGGAGAGGCGAAACUAUGGGCCACAGGGAUGGAACAUAAAAUAUGGCUUCAACGAAUCCGAUCUCCAAAUAUCCGCUCAACAGUUGCAGUUGUACGUGCAACAGUACACGGAGAUCCCAUUCAAAGCAAUCCUGUAUUUAACCGGGGAGUGUAAUUACGGAGGCAGGAUAACAGACGACAGGGACCGAAGAUGUCUGAACACGAUAUUACAAAACUUCUACAACGAGAACGUGAUCACGGAUCCGAAUUACUCUUUCGCGGAUGGUGGUCCUGAAUAUUCUUUGCCAAAGAAACACGAGUACGAGGAUUACAUCAAACUGAUCCAAUCGAUCCCCUUAAAUCCAUCACCGGAAGUACUCGGCCUCCACAUGAACGCUGGAAUAACAAGACAUCUCGAGCUGGCGAGCACUUUCUUCCGGUCGAUGCUACUCAUCCAGGGAAUGGCGGUGACAGCUGGCGUCAGCUCUGAGCAGGAUGAGAUACUGCUCGGCAUGAAGAAGGACAUAUACGAUAAAAUGCCGGCGCUGUUCGACGUCGAGGAAGCCCAGAAACGGUACCCCAUCAUUUACUCGGAGUCCAUGAACACCGUGCUCGUACAAGAGCUGGAAAGGUACAACAGGCUUCUGUACGAAAUCCGACAAUCACUGUCCAUGCUCGAAAACGCACUGAAGGGACUAAUUGUGAUGACUCCUUCACUUGAGGAUCUAGCUGUGCAUAUACUGAGCUCCAGGAUUCCACCGUCAUGGAAGAAAGCGUGCGCCUAUCCGAGCUUGAAACCGUUGCCGAGUUUCAUCAAUGAUCUUCUGGAUCGAUUGAGUUUCUUUCAGCAGUGGCUGGUAAACGGAAUACCAAAGACAUUUUGGAUAUCGGGAUUCUCGUAUGUGCACGCUUUUCUCACGGCGACCACGCAGAACUUUGCAAGAAAAUAUAAGAUACCGAUUGACAGGAUUGAUUUUGACUUCAAGGUGCUGCCUGCAUAUAAACUGGACGAGUCGCCAGCAGAUGGUGUUUACGUUUACGGGAUGUUCCUGGCUGGAGCGAGAUGGGACAUGACAAAGAUGUUGCUCGAAGAGAGUUAUCUGAAAGUACUGUGGGAUCCCAUGCCGAUCGUUUGGAUGAAACCGAGUCGCAUAGAUGCUAUAUUUAUAGGGAAACGAUACGAGUGCCCCCUUUAUAUUACUUCUGUCCGUUUUGGUAUACUUAAGACAACGGGUCAUUCAACAAAUUACGUGUUAUCCCUUUUAUUGGAUACCAAAUAUCCAGUUAGUCAUUGGAUUAAAAGAGGCCUCGCUUUGCUUUGCCAGUUAGAUAAUUAGUAACCUGAAACACGUUUAAACACGUCGAUAUUAUCGA
Nomia melanderi (Alkali bee) is the source of this 11461-nucleotide messenger RNA. Lineage: Eukaryota; Metazoa; Arthropoda; Insecta; Hymenoptera; Halictidae. The record is from RefSeq and is a predicted model, not a curated record.